Penicillium arizonense is the source of this 588-nucleotide messenger RNA. RefSeq lists its product as uncharacterized. Lineage: Eukaryota; Fungi; Ascomycota; Eurotiomycetes; Eurotiales; Aspergillaceae. The transcript is spliced from 2 exons. Gene Ontology annotation, cellular component: cytoplasm; nucleus. Bases 1 to 588 code for a protein of 195 amino acids. The record is from RefSeq and is a predicted model, not a curated record.
AUGGGUAUUUGCGAGGGUGCGAGCCUCUGCGCAACAGUGAUUCUGAAACAUCAGGAGGAAAAUCUCGCCUCGCCGUCUCCGUUCAAAUUCGCCAUCUUCAUCAACAGCUGGCUGCCAUUCUCGUGGACGCCCGAACUCGGCCACGACGUCACGAAUGUCCUCUUAGGCGAUAACCCCCUUGACACGAACGUUGAAGUUUGGCAGAACACAAGCCCCUCCUGUGAAUUGAAGCUAGAACCGCUAAAAAUGGUCGCAAAACAUGCACUGUUUGAUAUUAAUCCCGAGGUCGAAUUGAAGUGGAGGGCUACCAUCGAUACAGUCGUGGGAAAAGAUAAUGACUAUCUAAGACCGCGCUGCUUCCACCCGGACUUGUACGAUGACCGGCUUGAAUUGGCGACAGCUCACCUUUGGGGAAAGCGCGACAUAUUCGAUCCGCAUUCGAGAAAAUUCUUUCACCUGUGUGACCCAGAACUGGCCACAUCCCACCAGCACGAUGGUGGCCAUGAUUUUCCGCAGUCAUGGGAUGAUAAUGAGAGGUUUAGCGAAAUCAUUCAGAAGACAGUGUUAAAAAGUCAGUUUGCUAUGUGA